Messenger RNA from Aspergillus puulaauensis, 1956 nucleotides. RefSeq lists its product as uncharacterized. Bases 1 to 1956 code for a protein of 651 amino acids. NCBI's taxonomy places the organism in Eukaryota, Fungi, Ascomycota, Eurotiomycetes, Eurotiales, Aspergillaceae. The transcript has 3 exons. The record is from RefSeq and is a predicted model, not a curated record.
AUGUAUAUCUCCUUCGAUUACCAGUUCCCCGUCAGUCGAGAUACCAUGAAUGCAAUCCUCGCCCUCGGCUGUGCCCAGACGGCCAUCCGGCUCGGCCUCUCGUCUCUAACUCUGACCCUGGCUCUGACUCUGGCUCUGCUCGCUCUGCCCGUCUGGCUGCUGUACAUCUGCUGCUCGCGCUCGCUGCACCCCCACCAAUGCAACUCGAGGCAGAUCUUCCUCGGCCAGCCUCGCCUGCUGCCCACUCAGGUCUCGCACACCCGCCUCGGGACCGGCCGCUACAACUACGCGGUCCCUCACUUCCUGGUGGGCACGCCCGUUGGCCUGCAGGGCCAUGUCGGCAGGGUUCUGUCCGUCGACGAGCCCGAGUCCCGAACCCAGACUGCCGGGCUCAUGCAGUAUCUCAGCCCAAACCUGGCGUCGUGGUUCACCGUUCAUGCACACCACCACCUGCACAAGGGCAACGACGCGCGCGGGCUCCAGGGAAAGCUGCACGAUUUCCUUGUGUCACAGGGCCUCUCUCCCAGCGAAUGGCCCUAUGCCUAUUUGAUCACCAUGCCCCAGUUCCUCGGGUACCAGAGGAACCUUGUCUGCGUCUGGUAUCUCUACUCGGCUGAGCGCGAGCUGACCGCGAUGAUCAUGGAGGUCAACAACUACUGGGGCCAGAGGAAGAUUGCCUUUAGCCGUUUGACUGGCGAGACUCUGUCUGCACCCUCUGCAUCAUCGUCUGCAUCACCGUCUGAAAUCUCUGAAAUCCAUUCCCACUCGCAGUCGUGCUUCUACCACUCCAACCCCCGCCACGCCUUCUACCGCGGCACCUGGGACAAGGACAUGUUCAUCUCCCCCUUUGAGAAAGUCGAAGGAUCCAUCGCCCUCCGGUUCUCGGACCCUCUAGCCCCCAAUACGCCUCUCCACAUCACAAUCACCCUGCUUUCGCCAUCAGGGAAGCCCCGCCUGAUUGGCCGUGUCUUCUGCCCGGACGACGGUGACCACGAUCCUCUCGACCCACUGGCCGCCUCGUACUGGAGCAUCCUCCGCUUCCUGCCAUACUGGACGGGUGUGCUGGUCGUUACUGAACUGCUUAUCAUUGCGGCGGCGCUGUGGAUCCGCUCAAAGGGUGCGCCGAUAUUCUCGAUGCCUGAAGUCCGGCCGAAUAACAACCCGCGCGAUGAAACUGAUAUUGAACGAAACCUCGAGGCCGCAUUUCGGGCAUACCUCAAACACCUCGUCGAGUCAUCCCAAUCACCAUUGACAGUCAACUACAUCCCGUCCAAAUCUCACGUCCUCGAACCAGAAACUUUCACAAGCCCUACAAAGGAUGCCAACAAUACUGCCCUAACAAUCCAAGUCCUGACACCAAGCUUCUACACCUCUUUCCCUCUCUACACAAACCCAUUGACAGCAUUCACGGCUGAAUCCAGACCAUCUCCUCUGCCAUCUGAUCCCUCUUCCCGCCGUCUAUACGUCUCAGAUCCUGAGUUCUUUAUCUCUUCACUCAACAUUAACCACCUUCAUGAAAACUCUAUGAAACAAACAAACACGCAGUCAUUCAACCUCAAAACGAGACUAUGCCACUCCCUAAUUCCCCGUCUCCGUCAAACCACCCCACACCCUUCAAAAGAAAAUGAAGAAUACUUCCUCGACACAUUCAUCCUCACCCAACCCAACACCAACACCAACACCAAACUCUCAUCCAGUCCCAGUCCCUCUCUCCAAGAAUCAUACAUAACAUCCCUCUGCACGCACCUCCUAUCCACGAAAUUCGCCUUCGGGCUGCACCAGCUGUGGUCCUUUUACGUGGCCGUGGUCUGGUUCGUCGUAUUCCAGGCCGGAUUGUCGGUAUUCUUUUUCCGGUUCUUGCAGGGUGUGUCUGGGGUUGGUGCUGCUGGGGAUGCGGUGCUUGCUGUCGGGUGUCAUUGUGUUGUUUUGGGUGUGUUGGGGUGGGUUUGGGGGUAG